CUGGGAUGGAGUUGUUAGCCUCUCAAUAAAUAACUUCAGUGUUAUUACCUGAUUGAUUUAAAAUUUAUCUAGUUCUUGUGUAGUGCAAUGUUAUUUGUUCUACCUUAUUUAUAAUUUUUGUUAUUUUCAAUCGCCGUAGGUCCAAUAAAACUUUUUCACUAUGAGUUUCUUUGGGUUUGGCCAGAGUGCUGAGAUCAACAUUGUGCUAGAUGGUGCAGACACAAGAAAACAGGCUGAUAUCAAGACUGAAGAUGGAAAGAAGGAAAGGCACUUGCUGUAUUAUGAUGGCGAGAGUGUAUCUGGAAAGGUGAAUAUCUCUCUAAAGAAGCCAGGAAGCAAAUUGGAACAUCAAGGAAUCAAAAUUGAAUUUAUCGGACAAAUAGAGCUCUACUACGACAGAGGCAACCACCAUGAGUUUACGUCGUUGGUUAAAGAGCUUGCCCGGCCAGGAGAGCUUUUCCAAAACACUACAUAUAACUUUGAGUUUCUGAAUGUAGAAAAACCGUUUGAGUCUUACACAGGUUCCAAUGUCCGAUUAAGAUACUUGUUGAGGGUGACAGUUGUAAGACGGAUUUCCGAUAUUGUAAAAGAACUGGAUUUGGUUGUUCAUACUCUGUCAUCGUAUCCCGAUAUGAACAACAGCAUCAAAAUGGAAGUAGGAAUUGAAGACUGUUUACACAUUGAAUUCGAGUACAACAAGUGCAAAUAUCACUUGAAAGAUGUUAUAGUAGGUAAAAUUUAUUUCCUACUGGUUCGAAUCAAGAUCAAGCACAUGGAAAUCGCCAUAAUUAAGAGAGAAACUACAGGGUCAGGGCCACACACCUUCACAGAAAACGAGACCAUCGCCAAGUACGAGAUCAUGGACGGUGCGCCAGUUCGAGGGGAGAGCAUCCCUAUCCGAGUGUUCCUAGCUGGCUACGACCUCACCCCCACCAUGAGGGACAUCAACAAGAAGUUCUCAGUCAAAUACUUCCUCAACCUGGUGCUAAUGGAUGAAGAGGACCGUCGUUACUUCAAACAACAGGAAAUAACCCUGUGGCGGAAAGGUGAGAAGGCGUACAAAGCGGGGCAUGGCCCGUCGCCCCACGUCCCUUCACACCUGGUGUCGGGGGAGGGUGGACCUCGCGCCUCGGAGCCCAUCGUGCAGCACCCACCAUCGUCUGCGCCAGUGGAAGACAUGAAGAGGGAAGAUGAGACUCCUCCGCCCUCGCAAGAGGAAUAGCCCCCAGCUGCCCGCGCCGCCCCCCUCUAGUCAGGAACCCCUGAGAGUCUGCCUGUAUGUGUCUAAUGUAAGGACAAAGCAUUAAGUCCUGAUUUUUGUUUUACACAAGUGUUCAAGUUUACACCUUUCAAACCGGUUCUUUCCUUGAACAAAGUAUCUGGUAUCAAUAAUUGAUUAAGUUGUGAAAUUGGUGAAGCUUUAAACCUGAAUGAUAAUUUUUGUUUUCCAUUUUAAAAUAUUUAUCCUUUAAAAUGCAGUUUAAAAGAAAUUAUACCUUUUUAAACUGUUAACAGGUUCUAAAUUAAUUUUAUAGUUACUCUAAUUUGAAUUUUUAUAAAAUUAAAUUUUACUAUACAGUUGUAAAAUAGACCUAUAAACUAUACAAAAUAUAAACUGUAAAAUACAACAAUAUGAAGCAAUACUUCUCUAUUAAGUGACCAGUGGCAUUGUAACUAAGAAAUAAUUUCCAUACAUUAAACCAAUCAGAAAAUUCAGUCAAAUUUAGGUAGAAAAUAUCUUCCAAGUAUCUUGCCUGUAUGCUGUGAGGGUGGCUGGGGGACUAGAGUCCCCCCACACAAACCUCAACCACGGCUUAUUGAGCCUGUAUGCUAUGAUGUACAGGCAUAUGACACGGAAAGUCGAUUAACCAACUUCGGGUGGUAAAGACUUAUUAUAACAAUACCAAAAUCUUAAUUAAGGAAAACAUGUAUUUAAAUUUAGCGUAUGAUGUCGCAGGCUGGUCAUAUAGAUUGUGAGAGACAAGAGCAACUGACUGUGAUGAAGGCGGACUCAGUGUAACGCACACACAUGCGGGGGGUCGUAGUGUAAGUGUAUUGUUAAUAUUGAUAUCACUGUAAUAUUUUGUUGUUAAGGUAUAACUCACUGUCGAAAAAGCCUUGUUUAUAAGAGUAUAUUACAAUAAUAGUCUGUUAAAUUAUUUUAUUGUAUUUUAGAUUUGAGAAAUAUUAUGUGUAUAUUCAAGUUGAUGUUCUAAACAUGUUGAUCAGUAGGGGUGUGCGAUGCAUCGAAAAUGCAUCGAAAUUUCGAUUCGAUUCGAUUCGAUGCAUCGAAUCGCGAUUCGAUUCAGCAUGCAUCGAAAUCACGAUGCAUCGAUUUGGCCUCGAUGCAUCGAAAAAGACCGAUGCAGCGGUUAACUACCGAUGCAACGAUUACGUCCCGAUGCAUAUUUAAAACUAAUUUAGGACUCUAAAAUGAGUUUUAGAUAGGGAAGUGUCAAUUAUCGCUACCACCGAUACUCGGACAUUGCCGAUACUAGGAAUAUCGGUAUCAAGAAUCGAUUGCCAAACAUCGAUUUCGCCCGAUUCCGCCGAUACCGACAGCCGACAGGGAUGGAUAGAUAUUUUAUUUAACAUUUAUUUAUUUGAUAUCUAUUGGUUUAGUAAUCACGCUAACAACUUUAGUAACCAACUUAGUACACUAUUUAGUUCAAAACAGCUAAAGGUUAUUUUCAGCUGUUCUCUCUGCAGGCAGAUGAUAUUGCACAACACAAUACAAUCUACAUUUCAAGAUGUCAGACGGUCAGAAUUCAGUCUCAGACAACCGGCGUGCGAGUGUCCUCAACACGAAAUUAUACUAAAAAUGUCUGUAUCAAUAAGUCAGACCUUUAAAUGUAUUAUUUUUAUUUUUAGAACAAAAUAAAUAACCUAAACUUGUCUAGAUGUUCAGUUUCAUCCCUGCAUUACGCAUCGUUAGAAAAAUUCGAUUCAAUUACAACAUCGAAGUCAGAGGGUUAUUUGUAUCGUAAUCUACAACGCAGUGCGCGUGCGUGAUUGGCUAAGUCGCUAAUGACGACACACGGUUGCCGUGGCAACCUACAGUGCGCACUGAGCUCUGCGCCUUGUGUGUGAGGGAAGAUUAUACCAACAAACUAUUUCAGGAAUUCCAUUUUGGGACGGAUGAAAGAUAAGGAAGGAACAAAAAGUGGUCACGUGUGCAAAUGUAGGGGUCGAGACAAUAAGGCUAUAAACGAGUAUUGUCGCGUCGUUGUUCCUUGUUUGUUUACUUUUUCAUAUUCCCUAUCAAACGCCCUUAUCUGCUAUCUCUCUCUCCCCCCCCUCUCUCUCUCUAGCGAUGUACUGAACAGAUUGUGGUUGACGACUUUUCUAAUUAAGAUUCCCUGUGGUUAUUUUAGUUCAAUCAAUCCCAUAACCUUUCUAUCGUUUAUCAAAAUAAUUAAUUAAUCUGUUUUGUAUUUUAUUUCCUUUAAACCAACCCCUAUUUACCAUCUGUAUUUUAUAGAAUAAAAUGUUUGUUUAUAAAGUUUGACUGGCCACACAAU
Molecule: messenger RNA, 3521 nt
Organism: Macrosteles quadrilineatus (aster leafhopper)
Lineage: Eukaryota; Metazoa; Arthropoda; Insecta; Hemiptera; Cicadellidae
Product: vacuolar protein sorting-associated protein 26B-like
Exons: 7
Coding region: 161-1222 (353 amino acids)
Biological process (GO): retrograde transport, endosome to Golgi; intracellular protein transport
Cellular component (GO): retromer complex; endosome
Source: RefSeq, a predicted model, not a curated record